AUGGCUGCCGCUACAAGACGUGGGUCCGUUAGCCACAAACCUUUAGCUCGGUUUAGUUUUCCGAGACCGAUGCCUGUGCAGAACGAAGGCCUCGACCAAGUGCCUGUAUGCGAGAUGCUACGCCGCCGGAAAAUCCGCUUGUGUGUACUUGUCCGAGCCGUUGGCCUCAAGUUUAACGUCAUUCGUCUUAAAACACACAAGAAAAAUCCCACAAACUAUUAUAAUAUUAGUAUAACGAAUACGGUGUGUGUGAUUAGCUCGACCGACCGGCGUGUCCUCCGACGUGUGUUGACACUCGCACACAAGGCUGAAUCUUGCGUCGUCGUCCACUUCGAUCCAUAUCUCGUGUACUUUUCUGAUCAAAUGCGUUAUUGCGUUACCCUUCGUAGACACGCUAGCACCGUGAUUAGACGGAACUAUGCUGUUACAUACUGGACGAAGUACGACAUAUUUAACAAAAAAUAA
Macrosiphum euphorbiae (potato aphid) is the source of this 465-nucleotide messenger RNA. The record is from the annotation of a GenBank genome assembly. NCBI's taxonomy places the organism in Eukaryota, Metazoa, Arthropoda, Insecta, Hemiptera, Aphididae.